AUGGCCCUCGUGUACGGGGGGUCCCGGGCACCGCAUGCGGAACCGGAGCUGCUCCCCCGGCAGCCCUACGGAGCCCCCCACCCGCUGCAGGGCUACGGCCCCAACCAUCACCCCACAGGUCUCCCCGGUCUCUUUGAGCCGGGGCUGCACCACGCGGGGGCCGCGGCUCCGGACGCCUCCGUCAUGAACCUGAUCUCGGCGCUGGAGCCGCGGCCCCAACCGGGCCCGGCCGCCUCCUCGCUGCUCUCCCAGUUCCGGAGCCCCUCCUGGCAGACCGCCAUGCACACCCCGGCCCCAGCCGAACUCUUCAUCUCGGGCGCCCUCCCCGGUUCCGGCACCUUCCCGGCCUCUUCCGCCCUCGGCGCUUACCAGCACCCGGCCCCAUUCCCGGCACGGAGCUUCCCGGUGAGCUCAGCCCUCACCUUACCGGAGCCCCCCUUCAGCCCCGGCUCCAACGGCCUCCUUUCCCCCCAUGAUCCUUUGCUCCACAUCAAACCCACCCAAGCACCGGUGCCGCCACCACCACCACCACCACCACCGCCACCACCACCGCCACCGCCACCACCAGCGCUGGGCUUCGAACGCUUGGGCACGGCGGUGCUGGGAUCGGCGUUACCGGCGCAGAGCCCCGCUUACCGCGGCGCUACCGGCGCCUCGCAGUUCAACCUCCUCUCGGCGCCGUUACCGGAGCAACCGGCGCAGCUUUACAACGCCUCGGUGUUCGGCGGUGCCGCCGGCGAGCGCGCCGUGCCGCGCCAGGACAGCGUCAUCAAGCAUUACCAACGCCCCGGCGCCGCCCAACCGCACGGCCUCCAGCAUUACCUGAGCUGCGGUGGGAGCUACCAACAGAUGCCCCCGCACCGCGCCGCCGCUUUAGCCUGCAGCCCUUUAGGCGAGCAGAGCCCCGGUAGCGCCGAAGCGUCCCAACAGGCUCCUAAAGGCGGUGGUGGCGGUGGUGGCGGUGGUGGCGGUGCCGUGCCGCGACCGGAGCCGGCGCAAAGCUACCGGCCCAUUAUCCAAUCGCCGGCUUAUUCCGGUGGCAACGGCACCGGGGGCAACGGCAACGGCGCCAAGUCCAAGAGCUACUCGGCGUCGCGGCAAACGCCGCGCUCCACCGCUACCCCCAAGUGCCAAAGCAGCUUCAGCACCAGCACCCCCAAAGCCAGCUCUGUUAUCUCCAGUCAUUCCCCAGCCUAUUCCCCUUUGGCUUUGGGGCCGGGGGGGGGUUAUGGGGCCAACACCGCUCCACCAGCACCACCACAACCGCAACCGCAACCGAGCUCCGGUUUCACCAGUGCCCAAAGCGGUGGUGGUGACUUAGGGGGCAAAGGCACCGGAUACCCCCCCCCUCCCAACGCCGGGGGGCAAAGUGGGGCCCCUGCAUGCGUUGGGCAAGGCCAAGGCUUCUCCCCCGAGCAGCUCCAAGCGCUGCCCUAUGGGGUGCAGGCGGAAGUGGGUUCCUUAUCCUAUAGCACCGGGCAUUCCCCGGCUGUGCCGGCGCCGCUGCCCUAUAGCCCGGCUCCCAGCAUCCGGCCCUUGCAGUCGCCACCGGCGGCACGGAGCUCACCGGGGCAAUCCCAGAAGUACCUGGGCUCCGUGCUCUCCCCGUCCUUUAUGGCACCGGGAUACGGAGGAGGAGGAGGAGGAGGAGGAACGACGCCGGCACCGGGAACGCCGGCACCGGCACCGGCGUUGGAGCGGGCUCCGGCUUUUGGCAAAGGGAGCAAAGGGGACGCGGAGCUGCUGGGGGCCGAGAGGAGCGAGGAUGAGGAUUUCCUCAUCCAGCAUCUCCUGCAUCCCAGUCCCCCCCCAUCACGGGGGGAACCCAUGGCUGGGGGGUGCGAGGAGCGCGGCGCCGGAGGAGGGGGUUAUGGAGGCUUGGGCAAGGCGGAGGAGCGGUACCAGUUACAAAGCGUGAUCCGGCCCAAUUCCAACCUGGAAGCGCCCCUGGAGUUGGCGUUGUUGAAGGAGAAGAAGAAACCGGAGCGAGGGAAGGAUUACCGGAGCGCCGGUAGCGCCAACGAGGGCAUGGCGGCCACCUCUGUGGUUCACUAUGGGCACCAAGCACCGGGGAUGGAGCCCUAUGGGCAGGAGCUGAAGAAAAGCGGUGCCAAGGAGAUGGGGCAGCCCCAUGGUUACUUAGGGAAGACCCCCGAGCAUGGGCGCUUGGUGGCUGAACCCCCCCCGUUGGAACCGCAUGGGCUGCUCCUGGACCCGGCUCCUGAGCUCGGACCGGUCCAAGUGGGACCGGCCCACGUGCGCGGUCAAGGCAUGGAACCGCCGGCACCGUUACCACCGGAGCCUAUGGAAGUCCUCCCGGCUCCCCAAGAGAUCCAAGACUUCUUAGAGCCACCAUUGGGUUUAGAACCCCAUUUAGGCCAAACCGGCGCGGUGCAAGGGCCGCCGGGGCAUCUUCUGGACCCGGACGGAGGAGCCCCACCGGUGGCACCGGCACCGUUGGAAGCCAAGGACCAGUUUGCCGAAGGGGGAAGCCCGGCGGGGGGGAAGAACCGGUUUGUGCCAUUGACUUCCAUUUGCUUCCCGGAUGCUCUGCUCCAGGAUGAGGACCGCGGGUUCUUCCCCGGUAUGGAGGAUAUGUUCGGCCCGGCACCGGAAGACUUCCCGAAGGCGACGGAAGAGGAAGAGGAAGAGGAAGGAAGCGGUGAAACCAUCAAACCACCCUACGACAUCCCCCAACCAUACCCUUCAUUCUGCCCACCGCAACCACCACCGUUGGCAUUGGACCACACCAAACACGAGUUACCAUCGACCGUCAACGCCGAGCCGUUGGGGUUGAUCCAAGGCACCGAAAGCACCAAAGCGCCGUUGGCGACGCCGCUUUUUUGCUCGUCCAAACCCAAAAAACUCCUCAAAACUUCUUCUUUUCACCUCCUCCGCAAACGGGACCCGUUCCCCGCCCCGAAGAAAAACUACGCGCAAGAAUACGAGUUCCAGGACGACGAGGACAAAGCCGACGUCCCCGCCGACAUCCGCCUCAACAGCCGGCGCUUACCGGAUCUCUUACCGGAUCUCAUCUCCAGUUGCCGAGCGCGGCCACCUCCGUUGAGCCCUAUUCAUGGGGGGGACCCAUUGGGGUUCACUGCUACCGGUGCUAUGGGUGGUACCCAUGCGACGGCACCCAAGAAAAGGGGGCGCAAACCCACUAAGCCCAAACGGGAGGGACCCCCGAGGCCAAGGGGGAGGCCGAGGAUUAGGCCUUUACCGGAGCCGCCGCCGCCUUUGCCGCCGUCACCGUCACCCCAUGGGGUCCUCCUGCCCCAUCCGGAUGCAGGCAAAAGGCCCCGAGGAAGAGGAAGGGGCCGGGGCAGGAAGGGAGGGGAAGAGGCAGGAGAUGGGAAUGGGAUGGAGGCGUUGAAGCCGCUCAAGCUCAAACUGGCCAUGACCAAAGGCUCGGACGCGCCGUUGGCACCGGACGGCUCCCUCGCCAUUCCCAGUAUUCCCAGUACGGGCUCGGAGGUGGCGCCUAUGGAACCAUCGCAGAGCCGGGAGCGCAUCAAGCAGAAGAUCAAGGAGGUGGAGGAGAAACAACCGGAGAUGAAAUCCGGUUUCAUGGCUUCCUUCUUGGACUUCCUCAAAGCCGGCAAACGCCAAACGGGGCCUCCCGGCGCCGCCAGCCCCACCAAGAGCCACCGCGGCGCCGGUCCCACCACCACCACCACCACCACCCCCUUCCCAAUGGGAGGUCCUAUCCUAACCCCCAGUUUGGAAGGGGCGGAAGGGGAUGGUUUGGUGAUGGCGUGUCCCAGUCCGUGUAAGAGGUUGGAUGAGGAGCUCAAGAGGAACCUGGAGACGCUGCCGUCCUUCUCGUCGGAUGAGGAGGAUUCGGUGAGCAAGAACCAGGACCUCCAGAAGAGCAUCUCCUCGGCCAUCUCGGCCCUCUAUGACCACGGCGACCGGAAGGAUGCUGAGGUGGUCGCCGGAGGUGGGGAUGGGGAGGUGACGGCGUCGCCGCGGCAUCAAGUUCCCCCAGUAGCAGCAUCACCGGGGGGCGCCGCGUCCCCAGUACCGCUCCCAGUCCCCAUACCGGUACCAGUGUCGGGGGGGGGGUCCCCGGAAGCGGCUCAGGACCCGCGGGCGCUGCACCUGGCCCAGAAGCAGGAUGCGGCCGCCGUGUGCGGGGACACGGAUGAGGAAGAGGAGGCCGGGAGCGGAGGGGAAGGGAUUUACCGGGAACGGGAUGAGUUUGUGGUGCGAGUGGAGGAUGUACCAGCAUUGAGGCUGGCUCUGCAGACGGGCCGGGAGCCGCCCCCCAUCUGGCGCGUGCAGAAGGCGCUGCUGCAGAAAUUCACCCCCGAGAUCAAGGACGGGCAGAGGCAGUUCUGUGCCACCAGCAAC
This is a messenger RNA of Neopsephotus bourkii (Bourke's parrot), 4356 nucleotides long. It is a transcript of the gene PRR12, whose product is annotated as proline rich 12. The record is from RefSeq and is a predicted model, not a curated record. The annotation marks the transcript as partial. NCBI's taxonomy places the organism in Eukaryota, Metazoa, Chordata, Aves, Psittaciformes, Psittacidae. The transcript is spliced from 9 exons.